UAGAGCUGUUGGACUUGACAGGAUUGACGGCCUUUAAGUGGCUGCAUUUGACUAACACACUGUGAACUUUCUAACGUGUCUGCAUGAUAAGGAUUUUGUUGCCAUCCGUUGCUGGGCAUCGUAGCCAUCAUCGUAUCUUUCCUAAUAUAUAGUAUAUUUAUACUCGCGACAGGGAUGAUGUCAACCAUGGACUUCCACUCACAGGUCGCCUCCAUCUUGGAGGUGCUAGCUAAUGCUGCCGUUGCAGAAAUCUGCAAACUAGUGGACGACGGCUACGCGGUGGUCCAGAUGGAAAUGACACAGAGCCAGAAAGAUAACGAAUGUCUUCGGCGGAAAAUUAAACUCCUAGAGCUGCAGGUGACCAGAUACCGGGCGGAAAGAUUAAGAGGCGCUGAAGGUUCGGUCCACAGUCGGUUCCCAGGUGUGCGUGUUACACACCGGCAAAGUCGGGACCCACUUACAGGUUCCCUUCUCCAUGGCAGAACACGGUUUCUCAACCGUGCCCGUGCAACUCCUCAAAAACCCGUACCUAUCGUACUGGACCAGGACCCUGACCAGGAGGUGGUAACCACUACCAAAAUGGAGUCACCAGAUGCUGAGGAAGAAGAGGAGCUUUGUAUUGUGAAAGUGGAAGGAGCAACACAGUGUGGCUCCACCAACACAGAGUCUCCACUGGCCUCCACCGUCGGCUCCAAAGGAACAACAGAUGCUUCGAAAGCUGUCCACUCGACACCACCCUCCCAGAGUAUCAGCAAUGUCCAACCAACCACAUCUCAGCUUACAAUGGAGGUCAGUGGAUCUGACGGCCUCACCGUUGUCAACAAGGUACCAGACACUGAUGGCAGCAGAGGCGCAAACCAUGACUUAUGGGGAAGUGGUUCUUUUGAGCAUUUGGAAACUGCAAUUAAUAAUAUCAGAAAAGAAAAUGUUGCCUUUUCAGGCGUGGAUCCAACCACGUCAGAUGUGAUAGUUAUUGAUGAGGACGCUUCAUCAGACAAGGGGACAAAGGACAAUGGAUCAUCAGUUAAUGGAAACAGAUCAGCAGUCCUAAGCAGUAGCAAUCCAGGCACUAGAAGAGAGACUCAAGAUCAAACUCCAGGAGCUAUGCUGUGGUCUGUUGCCCGGCCAGGUAGCAAUAUGUCUGGAAAUCAGGCUACACCAGCAACAGGCAGUCGUUUAGCAACAACUAGUAGUCGUGUCUUUGCAGAUGCAAACCAUAAGAGCUGUAGGUCACGCUGCCCUGUGACACAACCUGAACAGAAUUCACAUUUGACUGGCUGCCAUCCAGCUCUUUCCCAGGUCAGUGUUGGGGAGAAACCACACUGCUGCCCAACAUGCGGGAAGCGCUUCCUCCUGGACUCCGACCUUCAUAAACACAUGACCAGACACACCAGGGAGAAACCAUACAUGUGUGUAGUGUGCGGCAAGAGCUUUGUGUGUCAGAGCCAACUGGAUAUGCACCAUAACGUCCACACUGGUGAGAGACCAUUCAGCUGUACUGUGUGUGGAAGACGCUUUUCUCAUCCCAGCAACCUCAGGAGACAUCUCAAGAUCCAACAUUCAACGCAGGGAUACCACAGCAAUCUGAAAUGACACUAAGCCAUGGUUUUGGCACUAAAGACAUUGAAAAACAUAUUUUUUUAAAAAGAUUUUGUUUACCUGGGUAUCGACUGUUCUAAAUAGUGUUUUUAUAUUUGAAUAGUAUAUUUUUCACAUGACUGUGAAGCCGAUUGUCUGCUUGAUUUGUACUGUAUUUCACUUUCUCGUUGUUCUUCCACAUUUUUUCACUAUCUUUUUAUUCAGGUUUUGAAGCCACAAUAACUGUAAAAAGGGUCAUUCAAGUCAUGUUAUGUCGUGCAUGUGAGACGUCUUGCUACUUCGACUUUUCAUUUCAAUCAGCGGACACGUUCAGGAAAACGAAAAGUUGUCCUUAUUGUAUGUCAAGGCUUAUCAGAUGGCUGAUAGGGUGGACUCAAGAAGCGUCUCUGAUGUUUAGAUUUUGGUUUUAAUUGAAUGUACAAAAUAAUGGAAACACUUUAAAGCUUUUUUAGCUUUAAGGUGUUUCCAUUAUUUUGACCAACCCCUGUACAUCUUCAUUGUUCCUCAUUACAGAAAUUUCAGGAGUUUAAAGUUGCACAUCUUAUGUUUGCUUGUAGCUUUAUUGACAUUUUAGGUCAGAAGACUCAUCAAUAUGUGGCAGCUAGGUGUCGAGCACCCCUGUAACACAUUGCAAGUUUGUUGUGUGCCAAAACUAUCCCCUUUCUGUAUGACUAAAUAGUAAGGUAGCAAUAAAUGCUUAUAGAAAAAACAGCUGCUACCAAACAGAUUUCCUGUUGUAAAUUCCCUGGUUUAAGUGCUGUUCACAAACGAGAGAUUACACCUUUAAAAACAUAAAACGACAGAAUGAAAAAACUCAAACUGAUGAACGCGUCUGUGAGAUGUCGGUCUUGAUGCUUCAGAAGCAACCAUCUUGUGUGUGUAUAGUUUGGAGCAAAAAUCAACUCUUUACAGCAGCCCAUUUUUCUGUCUUGUUUAGAUCAUUUCUAUUCAUUACAUUGCUCAGGUCUGUUGUCUGUGGUUUACAUUUUCACUUCAGUUUCAUCAUUUAUGAUCCUCUUUCCAUUUUGAAGUGUUGACAUUUGUGUUGUUUAUUUAAACAAUGAUGGUAUCCCCUUUCUUUUUUACUGAACUGGGAGAAUAUGAAAACAGAGAGGGAUACAAAAUGGACAAAUGCACAGCAGCAGCAGUAGUAGUAGCUGCAAGGUUAUUAUGAAUGUCUAGAACACUUGCUCAAUAUAGAUAAUUAAGACUCUGAGUAAUCAAACAAGCACGUGGUGGUCCGACUCGCUCACGACUGAUCAGAGUGAAUAAGGGAUUAAAGUCGUGUGGAAGUCAGAACUAGCGCACAUUCUUGGUCUACAAAAGCUCAAGCAAGCAGAAUACAUGCUGCAUGUGAAGGAAUCAAACCAGCGCCAAUUAGCAGCAUAGGAGCGUUUCCGUUCUAGCAAAGCUCUCGGGAAACUUUAACCUAAGAAAGUUGUAACAGAUGACACCUGAGGGUGUGAUUACGAACCUGUCAGUGUACUCUACAAAAUGUGCAAAGCAGUACUAACAAGCUGUUUGGAAGGACUACAUGCAUAUUACCCAGUUUGUUGUUUUGCUCAAGGAUUACCCAAUUAGAGGUGUUAAAAUGCAAUGUAGUGUGUUUCGGUGGGCAGGAUAUUUACCUGUCUGCUUCAGCACCUGCCAUUAUGAAACCCAAACCAACCCUACUGUGCAAGAGUAGCAGACCUGGUAUGACGUGAUGCGAGUAAAUCUGAACCUCUUGCCUUGCAUGCUAUUGUGAUUUUCUUUUCUCGCCGUUCUUUGUGCACUUCAUUUUGUCUUUCCUAAGAACUACUGAAAAUGAUGUCAUGUCUACUUAUAUCAAUAAAGUUACACUUGGCAAUGAGAACGAUACCCAGAAUUGCUAUGUCACUUUACAAUUAGUGAACAACACUAUCAAAAAUGAUCAACUGCAUUAUUAAAUUAAA
Messenger RNA from Synchiropus splendidus (mandarinfish), 3533 nucleotides. Its product is annotated as zinc finger protein 572-like. Bases 175 to 1593 code for a protein of 472 amino acids. Lineage: Eukaryota; Metazoa; Chordata; Actinopteri; Syngnathiformes; Callionymidae. The record is from RefSeq and is a predicted model, not a curated record. Gene Ontology annotation, cellular component: nucleus. The transcript has 3 exons.